Messenger RNA from Hemibagrus wyckioides, 5538 nucleotides. RefSeq names its product UDP-Gal:betaGlcNAc beta 1,3-galactosyltransferase, polypeptide 1a (gene b3galt1a). NCBI's taxonomy places the organism in Eukaryota, Metazoa, Chordata, Actinopteri, Siluriformes, Bagridae. The record is from RefSeq and is a predicted model, not a curated record. The transcript has 2 exons. Gene Ontology annotation, cellular component: membrane. Gene Ontology annotation, molecular function: N-acetyl-beta-D-glucosaminide beta-(1,3)-galactosyltransferase activity. Bases 617 to 1606 code for a protein of 329 amino acids.
UUCGUCCUCUGCUCCUCUGAUUGGACAGCAGCUCCUUCAGCCCUGUGCUCUGCACUGCGCGGGUCAACAGCCAGCAUCUUGCUGAAGACAAGACACAGGACACGCGAAAACCCGGCUCCGAGGCUGCCAAGAACAAGGACAUACAGGGAGAACUGAAGCCAAAAAUUCAUGGAUCGGAUUACUGAACGCAUGCUGCGUCACGGCAUCGGUGUGUCCUGCAUCGGAAAGCAGCUUGACCCUCCAGUAAGUUCUGCAGCGCUCCGAUUCACUUAAAGAUCCAGGUCUUUGGCCUCGCCUCGUCUGUCUGAUCCCCGGGGGACCAGCGCUGCGGAGAUGAUAGAGGCACAGAGAGCGUAGCAGAUGGGAUGAAUAUUUAUUGAAUUAAGUGAGGUUUUAGAACCACAACAUGUUAGGAGGAUGAUGAUCAAUUCAGCAUGGCCUUAAAAGACAAAUAACUGACAAGGUCACCAUGGCCUUAAGCACAGUAUUUUUUAAUAGAGUGCCUACAUUUUAUGAAUUGACUCACUGGUCAGAGAGAGAAGUCCACAGACUGGAGCCAUGAUGCUGUUUAAAUAAAUCCAGGACUGGCAGCUGGGGUGAGCAGGUCCGCGGCGAUAUGAUCUCCAAAGUGUCAUGUCUGUACCUGCUCACGGUGCUGUGUUGGGCGAGCGCUCUGUGGUACCUCAGCGGCACUCGACCGUCCACCUCCUACGUGGGCCAUAUGUCUAUCCCGGUCCGCAGGCAGCCUCCAAGGUUCCCGAAAAACAUCACAUUCAGCAACAUCCGAACUCGCACGCUCAAUCCGCACGCCUUCCACUUCCUGAUCAACGAGCCGAAGAAAUGCGAAGGCAACCCGCCCUUCCUGCUCAUCCUCAUCAGCACCAACCACAAGGAGUUCGAUGCCAGACAGGCCAUCCGCGAGACGUGGGGAGACGAGAGCACGUAUGGCGACGUUCGCAUCGUAACGCUCUUCCUGCUCGGUCACAACCCUGAGCCGGUUCUCAACCAGAUGGUGGAGCAGGAGAGCCAGAUCUUCCACGACAUCAUCGUGGAGGACUUUGAGGAUUCUUAUCGAAACCUGACGCUGAAGACGCUGAUGGGAAUGCGCUGGGUGGCCUCGUACUGCCCUGACGCCAAGUACGUCAUGAAGACCGACAGCGACAUUUUCGUCAACAUGGACAACCUUGUGUUGAACCUGCUAAGACCUAACGCACAGCCCAGGCAGCGUUUCUUCACGGGCCACGUCAUAAACGGAGGGCCUAUCCGAGACACUCACAGUAAGUGGUACAUGUCCAGAGAGUUGUACCCCGAGAACAAGUACCCCCCUUUCUGUUCCGGCACAGGGUACGUGUUCUCUGGUGACAUGGCAGAGUUGAUCUAUAAGACUUCCCUCCAUACUCGCCUCAUUCACUUGGAGGACGUGUACGUGGGGUUGUGUCUGCGCAAGCUCGGGGUCCACCCUAUCCAGAACAGUGGCUUUAACCACUGGAAGAUGAGCUACAGCCUCUGCCGCUACCGCAGGGUCGUCACCGUGCAUCAGAUCUCACCGGAGGAAAUGCACAGGAUUUGGAAUGACAUGACUAGCAAGAAACAUCUCAAGUGCUAACAUCCCUUACAGCACCAUCUACAGUCUGGGAGGAAACAGUGGUCUGUUGCAAUUCUACAGGAACCAGCUGCAGGUCUGAAUCACGAUGGAGGUGGAGCUCACGUGGUGGCUCAGGGGUUACGCCUCUAAGUUAUUAACUGUGAUUUGAUUAUGAGUUUGAAUCCCAGGAAUUCCAGAGAACUUCGACUGGAGUCUUAGGCACUUAACCCUGCUUGGAAUGUAUCCUUUGUUAAAUUGUAAGUCGCUUUAAAUAAACAUUUUUGCCAAAAUAUAAAGAAAAAAAAGUAUACAGAUAUCGAGGUAUUUAGGCUCGGCUAGAUCUUGCCUAUCCAUAUAACCAAUACCCUUUGGAAUAAAAUAAAAAAAACAAUUCUAGGCAUCAUUCAGACCCAUGUUAUAGCCUGCUCCAAAGUGCUGAUGGGAAUCAAGGCUUAAACUUCAGCCGAGAUUUGAAUGUCGUUUUUAAUUCUUGUUCUUUUAUUUCUAAUUCAUGAUUCAGGCACGAGACAGACAAAAUCUCUGCCAUGGACUUGAGCGGAAAAUCUUUAAGCCACAACUGUACGUUUAUAUGGUCUUGGUGUUUUUGGGGUUUUUUUCCUGUCUGAAAGUGCUUAAAAAAGAGAAGUAUUGAUGCAGUGAUCGAUGCACACACUUUACAAAUGACAAACUUUGCUAAUCUGCGAAUAAAUAAACACCAGCAAGAAGGAGAAGAGAGGUGAUGAUUCUGUGGAGGAGAUUAAUAACAGCUCUGACAGAUUAACAGCGUUAAGGACAUUUUUCCAGAAUAUUUCCGAUGCACUGAGACGGAAUUGUUUUUAUUGAUUUAUUUAUUUCGUUUUUUAUUUUUUAAAGACGUUUCCCAGAGACAUGUGAAGUAUCUUUCAGCAGCCCGUUGACCUGAAAGAGCACAACACACAGCAAGAGUAAGCAGAAUCCAAACAAUAGCAGGGGUGGACUAGUAAUAAAUAAAUGAAAGUUAUCAUGCUACUCAGUUCCUAGACAUUUGAAUGCCUGGAGAUCUAACUAGCCUGAAAAGCAUAAUCUAAUAUUAUAUAUCGGCUCUAAUUAGCUAGUUAAGUGCAUUAAUACAGACUACGGUUAUUAUCCUCAUCUGUCAGAAAGUCGGACUGAGGUGUUUUCACAUCAACGUAGCAAACAUAUCAAAGAUAUUUGUCUUUAUUCUCAUCCUAGGUUUAAAUCUAUGAGCCGACUGAUAUUUUACGCACAAGGACAGAUUUUAAUAAAAGGUAAAUGUCCGGUAGUUUCCUGAACCUCAUUACACAAUGAACAUAGAUAUCUGUGCAAAAGGAAUUACUUUACUUUUGUUAAUUAUGGGAUAAAAAUAUUCUCAGAGACUGGAAAUUUGUCUGAAACUGAAACCUUGUAGGAAGCCAGAAGUGGGAAAAAUGUUGAAUUCAAUUCAAUUCAAUUUUAUUUCUAUAGCACUUUGAACAAUGGACAAUGUCUUAAAGCAGCUUUACAGAACAUAACAAUAUAUUAGUUUAAUAUUAAUAAUAAUAAUAAUAUAUAUAUAUAUAAAGCAUAUAUACGCACACUGAUUUCUCCACCCCUGCAUAAUAGUUUGUUUUUGCUCUCCUGCUGUUGUGGGAAAUCCUCGUGUCUGAUGAACGAGACGCUUGUUUUCAGAAUCAACGUCUUUCUCUUCAAAUAUCGAACACGAUUUUAGUGCAUCCAGGUCUUAACCUUCCUAAUGCGUCGAUCCUCAAGCGCUCACUUUCUGCCAGAGCGUACUUUUCAUCCUCGUGUACUAAAUAUAAGCCCAUAAAGUAUUAACCCGGACCGUGACGUUAAAGACGUUCCGUGUUUUUUAUUUCUAUUAAUUCAUUCAUUUAUUUAUUUAUUUUGCGAGCAGCUUUGCAAAACAGUAGAGCUCCUAGAAUAUAGUGAACCUAAAUGACACAAUUCAGCAUUUUAAACUAAAUACAGAAAAUCCUAAUACAGACAUCAGCAUCACAACCAAUACGCACAAAUAGAGAAGGCACGUACAAUAAAAUCUUCACGUCAUAUAUAAGUAAUAAAUACUGUAUAUCCUACAGAGCAUACGGAUGCACAAGUUCUGCUGCUAAUUCAGUAAACACGCCUCCAAGCUGUAAUAUGCAAAAGGAAUUAUCUAUAGAUAUAAACACCAUUUCUGAUCAUAUCAGCAACACAAUGACUUUUAGACGUUUAUCAGUGUUUUCUAGAGAGGAAAAUCUUACAGUCUGUCAUGGUUGCCACUGAACAUUAAAUAGGAAAGCCACAAUCAGAGAUUUGUGAAAGGUAAUAAAGGUGUAAUAAAGGCUAGUACUGAAGAACCAGCAAGUCCAUCAUAUUACUAGAUAUUUAAAACAGUAUAUAAAGUGCAAAAUUUUACAUCCUCCAUGUUUUCAGGAAGAAAGGUAGAUAUAAUAAUAAUAAUAAAAAAUAAAAAAAGAUUUUAUUACAGAACUUCCACAUACAGGAAAAUGAGAAAUGACAAGUUUGAACAACUUUAUUGCUAAUUAAUUGUGUAGUUUUUGAUUUUUAUGCGCAUCCUCAAUAAACAUUUGUCAAGCUCCAAUUAUUGCUAUGUAUUUUUGUUUAAAUAAUAAAAUAAUUUUAUAUUUUGAGUUGCAUUUUAAAUGUUAGGAAUAAAUAAAUAAAUAAAUAAAUAAAUAAAUAAAUAAAUAAAUAAAUAAAUAAAUAAUCACCAUCAUUUUCUUCUUCUUCAUCAGAAUUCAAGAAGGAUAUUCAGUAUUAAUUACUUUAUCUUACUAUUUAGUUUUUACUAUUUUUUAGUAUUUUUCUAACCCUAUCUAAACACACUAAAUGUCUUGCUGCUUUAAAAUAAAUUCCAUGGCCUUUUAAAAAAGUAUUCCUAGCGUUAUCAGGUUUUUUUGCACCUGAAUGUAUAAUUAAUGCUUUAUUGACUGAGAUAGUUUUUUUAAAAUAUAUUCGAUAGCAUGGUGACCUUGUCGCUACAAUAUUUAAUGAAUUUUCAGAUUUUGUUUGCUUAUUUUCACGUCAGUGUGUUUCCCCUUUUCCUGAGCUUGAUUAAUGACAUUUUCAGAGCCUCAUGUCACACCUUUAGCUGCUUCCUCCAGAGCUGAGGAGGAUCAACAUUUUUAUUAUUCUGAAAUCUCUGACUGUGGCUUCGGAGCUGAGGGAUAAGUCGUAGGGAAGUGGGAUGGGAGGAUUGGUCUGUCAGUACGUCCUGGUGAUACACAAGCUGUAUGAUAAAUACCACUUUUUUUUAGAAAAUAAAAAUAAAAAAACUGAAUAAAGGCUUUCUGAUUGUGCACUUUAAAGGAAAACACACAGGAAAUGAAUAAUUGUCCUGGCAUCUCUGAAGGUUAAACAUAUCCUUGUUUUUUUGUUUUUUUUUUUAAAUAAAAGCCUUGAUGAUUCCUUUCGCAUCUGUCCUGUUUUCUCUGGUCCAGGACAUUGUUCUUUUAUCUCUUGCCUGGUUCUUGUUUUUCAGUGCCAAGGAACAAUAGAUACUGUACUACAGUAAGGCAGAAAAGAAUGCUGAGGAAUAGCAUGUAGUACAGAGCAGGACAGUAUAGCACUGUAUAGUAUAGUGUAGUAUAGUAUAGUGUAGUAUAGUGCAGUAUAGUAUAGUGUAGUAUAGUGUAGUAUAGUAUAGUGUAGUAUAGUAUAGUAUAGUGCAGUAUAGUAUAGUGUAGUAUAGUGUAGUAUAGUAUAGUGUAGUAUAGUAUAGUAUAGUGUAGUAUAGUGCAGUAUAGUAUAGUGCAGUAUAGUGUAGUAUAGUGUAGUAUAGUAUAGUGCAGUAUAGUAUAGUGUAGUAUAGUGUAGUAUAGUAUAGUGUAGUAUAGUGCAGUAUAGUAUAGUGCAGUAUAGUGUAGUAUAGUGUAGUAUAGUAUAGUGCAGUACAGUAUAGUGUAGUAUAGUGUAGUAUAGUAUAGUGUAGUAUAGUAUAGUGUAGUAUAGUG